Messenger RNA from Lasiosphaeria miniovina, 1725 nucleotides. RefSeq names its product WD40-repeat-containing domain protein. Bases 1 to 1725 code for a protein of 574 amino acids. Gene Ontology annotation, biological process: protein phosphorylation. The transcript has 3 exons. Lineage: Eukaryota; Fungi; Ascomycota; Sordariomycetes; Sordariales; Lasiosphaeriaceae. The record is from RefSeq and is a predicted model, not a curated record. Gene Ontology annotation, molecular function: protein binding; ATP binding; protein kinase activity.
AUGGAGUACUUCCCCCUGGGCGACCUCCAAAAGCACAUGUCCAAAAGCGGGCCAAUGCCCGAAACCCAUGUCCGCACAGUCAUCUACCAGGUGUUAGAAGGACUGCACUACAUGCACCGCGAGGGCUUUGCCCACCGUGAUAUUAAACCAGGGAACAUAUUGAUCAAAUCGCAGCCGCCCCAGAAAGAUUGGUGGGUUAAGCUCAGCGACUUCGGCAUUAGCAAGCGCAUCAGAGCACCAACCGAGAUGCAAUCGACUGUCAAGGGCACUCGGGAGUAUAUGGCGCCCGAGCUCCUCUUCCCCAAAAGUGGGGUCCAGGUCAAUAAUCAAGCUUGUGAUAUGUGGUCCCUCGGCGAGAUGGCGCACCGCAUGUUGGCCGCGACGGCCGCCUUCCCUUCCUUGGACGCCUUGUUCCACUGUAUGAUAAGGCCCGACUCGUGGCGAUUCCAAGAGCUGGGCCAGCACGGUGCCAGCGACAGCGCUGAAUCUUUUAUCUGUGCUCUGAUGAGGCCGACGCCCGAACAUCGCCUGCCCUCGGGUAAGGCCCUGGAACAUGAGUGGAUCCAGCCCUGCAAGCCCUCUGGAGUGAAACUCACCCCAUUAAGGGCGUCUACAUCAAUCAUGCAAUCUAAUAUUACUACACCCGGCCUCGUCACUAACCCGGCUCCUAAUUCCUGGGCAACAAUAUCAUCAGGUGCUUCAGCUUUAACCCUUGGGCAAGAUCAAAAUCUAGGUGUUCCUAUCCCCGAGGCGAUCUCUAAUAGCAGUAACGAGCCAACAACUAUCCAGGUCGAGCAACCUAAGCCAACGGGAAGAAUCAAGGAUGCGGCCCGGCUCGCAUCAGGCUCGGCCGACAAGACAGUGAAGAUCUGGGACCCGGCGACAGGCGCAUGCAUUUCAACCCUCAAAGGCCAUAGUGGUUGGGUCGGGUCGGUAGCCUGGUCGCACGAUGCGGCCCGGCUCGCAUCAGGCUCGGCCGACGAGACAGUGAAGAUCUGGGACGCGGCGACAGGCGCAUGCAUUUCAACCCUUAAAGGCCAUAGUCGUUCGGUCGAGUCGGUAGCCUGGUCGCACGAUGCGGCCCGGCUCGCAUCAGGCUCGCGCCACAGGACAGUGAAGAUCUGGGACCCGGCGACAGGCGCAUGCAUUUCAACCCUCAAAGGCCAUAGUGAUUCGGUCGGGUCGGUAGCCUGGUCGCACGAUGCGGCCCGGCUCGCAUCAGGCUCGGCCGACGAGACAGUGAAGAUCUGGGACCCGGCGACAGGCGCAUGCAUUUCAACCCUUAAAGGCCAUAGUGGUUUGGUCGAGUCGGUAGCCUGGUCGCACGAUGCGGCCCGGCUCGUAUCAGGCUCGCGCGACAGGACAGUGAAGAUCUGGGACCCGGCGACAGGCGCAUGCGUUUCAACCCUCAAAGGCCAUAGUUAUUGGGUCUGGUCGGUAGCCUGGUCGCACGAUGCGGCCCGGCUCGCAUCAGGCUCGGCCGACAAGACAGUGAAGAUCUGGGACCCGGCGACAGGCGCAUGCAUUUCAACCCUCGAAGGCCAUAGUGGUUCGGUUGAGUCGGUAGCCUGGUCGCACGAUGCGGACCGGCUCGCAUCAGGCUCGCGCGACAGGACAGUGAAGAUCUGGGACCCGGCGACAGGCGCAUGCAUUUCAACCCUCAAAGGCCAUAGUUAUUGGGUCUGGUCGGUAGCCUGGUUGAUAGGGGAAAAGGGCGCAGUAUGA